ACUGAGAUUUGAAAGCUUUGGAAGCUGCGCGCUUUACUGCCUAGUGUCUUAUGCAUUUUUGUGUAUAGAAAACGUUCUACUGCUAGUGUAAAACCAUCCUGGUGAAUUGCGUUUAUUGUUACGCGAAUUCAACACUCACUUCGUAGCCGGUUAAAAUGUCUGAAGGUCAGGAAAAUGUUCCGGAAGGAUGGGAGAAAAGAACGAGCCGGUCUACUGGAAUGACAUACUAUCUAAACACUUACACUAAGGAGUCACAGUGGGAUCUUCCCACAACACCGGCCAGUCCGGAGCAGGGCGCAGCCGAAGUUCAGUGUGCUCACCUGCUGGUGAAACACAAGGAUUCGCGUCGACCCAGCUCCUGGCGGGAAGAGAACAUCACUCGCAGCAAAGGGGACGCGUUACGCUUGCUGGAAGGCUACAAAAAGCAGAUUAAAUCAGGCGAGGCUACGCUACCGGAGUUGGCCCAACAAUUCUCGGACUGCAGCUCAGCCAAACGAGGUGGGGAUCUCGGAAUGUUCAAACGUGGAAUGAUGCAGAAGCCGUUCGAAGAUGCCGCCUUCGCACUGAAGGUUGGUGAAAUCUCCGACAUGGUGGACACGGACUCGGGAGUGCACCUUAUUUUGAGAUUAAAGUAAGGAUUUGAGAUCCCAAUAAAAUUUAAUGAUUAAAAGUCUAGUUUUUGGUUGAUAA
Molecule: messenger RNA, 690 nt
Organism: Wyeomyia smithii (pitcher-plant mosquito)
Lineage: Eukaryota; Metazoa; Arthropoda; Insecta; Diptera; Culicidae
Product: putative peptidyl-prolyl cis-trans isomerase dodo
Exons: 2
Coding region: 156-635 (159 amino acids)
Cellular component (GO): nucleus; cytosol
Molecular function (GO): peptidyl-prolyl cis-trans isomerase activity; protein binding
Source: RefSeq, a predicted model, not a curated record